Molecule: messenger RNA, 4018 nt
Organism: Scomber japonicus (chub mackerel)
Lineage: Eukaryota; Metazoa; Chordata; Actinopteri; Scombriformes; Scombridae
Gene: mtmr3
Product: myotubularin related protein 3
Exons: 21
Coding region: 287-3982 (1231 amino acids)
Biological process (GO): regulation of autophagy; dephosphorylation
Molecular function (GO): phosphatidylinositol-3,5-bisphosphate 3-phosphatase activity; protein phosphatase binding; metal ion binding
Source: RefSeq, a predicted model, not a curated record
GCGACGACGGCUCCGUGCUGGAGAGGGACGCAGUGAAGCUGGCCUCGGCUCGGAUAUGAUUCAUGUUUACCCAAUCCAGGUUUAUUUGCUGCUUAGUAAUUGCACGGGCUUCGGAUGAAUAUUUGGCUUCUAACUUCUCAUCGCUCCGUUCGCGGAUUUCCAUGUCUUACUUGUGAGAGUUCCCAAACAGGAUCAUCGGGACUGCUCAUCGUCCGUUACUGAUUGUCUGUGAUUGGUCCAGGUCGGAGUUCCUCGUUGGGUGACCCACACUCCUUCUCAGGGGGCCAUGGAGGAGGAGGGGCAGCAGAGCUUGGAGUGCAUCCAGGCCAAUCAGAUCUUCCCCAAGAAAUCUCCUGUCCUGGAGGAGGAAAACAUGCAGGUGCCCUUUCCUGAGCUGCAUGGGGAGUUCACAGAGUAUGUGGGGAGAGCAGAGGACGCCAUCAUCGCAAUGUCCAGCUACCGCCUGCACAUCAAGUUCAAAGAGUCCGUUGUCAACGUCCCUCUGCAGCUCAUAGAGAGCGUGGAGUGUCGGGAUAUGUUCCAGCUGCACGUCACCUGUAAGGACUGCAAAGUUGUCAGGUGUCAGUUCUCCACUUUCGAGCAGUGUCAGGAAUGGUCGAAACGCCUCAGCGCGGUCAUGCGCCCUCCCUCUCGCCUGGAGGACCUCUUCUCCUUCGCCUUCCAUGCCUGGUGCAUGGACGUGUACGCCGGCGAGAAGGAGCAGCACGGGGAGCUGUGCAGACCAGGCGAACACGUGACCUCCUGGUUCAAGAAUGAGGUGGAGAGGAUGGGCUUUGACACUCAAAACGCCUGGAGGAUAUCUGACAUCAACAGCAAGUUCAGGCUUUGCCCCAGCUAUCCUCAGCAGCUCCUGGUGCCAGCCUGGAUCACUGACAAGGAGCUGGAAAAUGUUGCGGCCUUCCGCUCCUGGAAGAGGUUCCCUGCAGUGGUUUAUAGGCACCAGAGCACGGGUGCUGUGAUUGCCCGCUGCGGCCAGCCGGAGGUCAGCUGGUGGGGCUGGAGGAACGCCGACGACGAGCACCUGGUCCAGUCCAUCGCCAAGGCCUGCGCCGUGGACAGCAGAUCCCGUAAACACAUCCCCAACGGCAGCUACACCAACGGCUCAGACCUGCCCGACACUGACUUCGAAUCCUCCAUGACCAACAGCUCAGAGGUGGAGACGUUGGCCAUCCAGCCCCACAAAUUGCUGAUACUGGACGCUAGAUCCUACGCUGCAGCUGUAGCUAACAGGGCCAAGGGGGGAGGCUGCGAAUGCCCAGAAUACUAUCCCAACUGCGAGGUGGUGUUCAUGGGCAUGGCCAACAUCCACUCCAUCCGUAAGAGUUUCCAGUCUCUGCGUUUCCUCUGCACUCAGAUGCCUGAUCCAGCCAACUGGCUUUCUGCACUGGAGAGCACCAAGUGGCUGCAACACCUGUCCCUGCUGCUGAAGGCGGCUCUGCUGGUGGUCAACGCUGUGGACCGGGACCACCGGCCCGUCCUGGUUCACUGCUCUGACGGCUGGGACCGCACACCUCAAAUCGUUGCUUUGUCCAAGCUGCUGCUGGACCCGUACUAUCGCACUAUUGAGGGCUUCCAGGUUUUGGUAGAGACGGAGUGGCUGGACUUUGGCCACAAGUUCGCGGACCGCUGUGGCCACGGGGAGAACUCGGAGGACCUGAACGAGCGCUGCCCCGUCUUCCUGCAGUGGCUGGACUGUGUUCACCAGCUGCAGAGACAGUUCCCCUGCUCCUUCGAGUUUAAUGAAGCCUUCCUGGUGAAACUGGUGCAGCACACCUACUCCUGUCUGUUCGGCACCUUCCUGUGUAACAGCGGCAAGGAGAGGGAGGACCGGCACGUUCAGGAGAGGACCUGCUCCGUUUGGUCGCUGCUGAGACCGGCCAAUCGCACGCUGAGGAACAUGCUGUACUCGUCACACUCCGAGAUUGUUCUCCACCCAGUGUGUCACGUGCGCAACCUGAUGCUGUGGACGGCAGUCUACCUACCCAGCUCCUCCCCCACCACUCCUUCAGAUGACUCCUGCGCCCCUUACCCCGUGCCCGGUGCCAACCCCGAGGACGCACCCCUGGGCAGACGUACGAAGACUCGAUCCUUCGACAACUUGCCCAGCGCCUGCGAGCUUGGAAGCACGCUGGCUCCAAACCGCCGCUCCAGCGACCCGAGCCUCAACGAGAAGUGGCAGGACCACCGGCGCUCUCUGGAGCUCAACAUGGCAGUGGGGCCCGAGGAAGGGGGCAACCAGGACCAGGAGGUGCGGCCUAAUGGAGUGGGCCCUUACACAGACAGUGUGGACUCCGAGCUGGACGACAGCCCGCAGCCCCAGGCCGCACGCAUCGAGCUGGCGCAGGCGGUGUCCCUGAGCCCAGCGGCAGAGGAGGACGCAGAGGAGGCAGAGCUCUCUGUAGCAGUGGGCUUGGCUGAGGGCCAGAUGGAGAACAUUCUGCAGGAAGCCUCCAAAGAGGAGGCGGGAGCAGAGGUUCAAAGAGAAGGUAGUGCUGUUGUCACUCAUGUCAUUAACACUGUUGUCACAGAGGUGGAGACAGAAGCAGAAACCAAUGAGGAUAACCAGAGCGCCAAAGUCAAUGGGACUGAGACACAAGCAGCAUUUGCAAAUGGUCACCAUGCAGAGGAUGGUGAAGUGGAGGCUGAGGAGGAGGCUGAGUCUCCUGCUCUGCCUGCACAGAUGGAAGAGGAGCAGGAGCAGCAGGUAGCUGAGGAAACUCACACAGUGGAGGAGGAGGAGGAGGAGGAGAAGGAAGAGGAGGAGGAGGAGGAGAAACAGGUUGUAGUUAGCUGUUCUGAACAGGAGGAAGCUGCACAUGGACCCAGUCAGCCCGGCUUAGGUGAGCCAGAGCAGCUCACAGAUCAUAGAACUUUAACAAACGGCUUUGCAGACAGCUCGCCAGGUGCUGAUGAGGAGACUUGUCCCGACUCUGACUCUGACAGAGGACUCUCAGAGCCGGUGGAGCAGGUGGAUAAGAGAGCCUCUCUUAUGGAAAGCUCCACUGAGACUCUGACUGAAGAGGCCUGCAGCAGGUUGGAGCUUCCUGCUCAGCCGCCUGUGUAUCAGAGCCGUCAGCCCUGCAGGAAGGAGAAGGUGAUGGAGACGGGCGAGCACGGCUUUAUCAGGACUUUAAAUGGGGGCAAGCGUCCCUCCGUCAGUGCCUUUCAGCCUGCUGACCUCAGCAGGGACGGGCUGUGUAACGGUGACACCUCCGACGGGGAGCCCUGCGGAGGACCUCACUUGGCCAAAGGGAACGGGGAGCGGGCCCCUCUGAGCCGACAGGUUUCACUGGCGAGCUGCAACUCCCUGAUCCUCCACCCACGGGGCAGCUGCUCCCAGCACCGCUGGUGCCACGCCCUGCUGAGCCGGGCCGCCAUCAGCCCGGAGCAGCCGUCCCGCAGCCACCUGGACGACGACGGGCUGACGCUGCACACAGACGCCAUCCAGCAGAGGCUGAGGCAGAUUGAGGCUGGACACCAGAUGGAGGUGGAGACCCUGAAGAAGCAGGUGCAGGAGCUGUGGAGCCGCCUGGAGAACCAGCAGCACGCCGGCUCCCACAGGAUCAACGGAGACAUGGGAGACGAAGUGACCUCCAUGACAGAUUCGGAGUACAACCUGGACCCCAACUGUCUGUCUCGCUGCAGCACAGAGCUCUUCUCAGAAGCCAGCUGGGAGCAGGUGGACAAGCAGGACACUGAGGUCACUCGCUGGUACCCCGACCAUCUGGCAGCCCACUGUUAUGGCUGUGAGAGCAGAUUCUGGCUCGCCACCAGGAAACAUCACUGCAGGAACUGCGGUAACGUGUUCUGCGCCAGCUGUUGCGACCAGAAGAUCCCAGUGCCAAGCCAGCAGCUGUUCGAGCCCAGCCGCGUCUGUAAGACCUGCUACAGCAGCCUCCAGCUCAGUCCGGCUCCCCUGGAGCUGGAGCUGGAGAAACCCAUCACAGCCAGCUCCAACUAAGGCUCCGAGGACCGGGAUGGUGGCGGCUGCGGUAGA